CUAGCACGUAGGCCUUGAACACGGCCAGACUUCCAGUAAACAAAAAGAAAAAACAGAUGUUUUUUAAUUUUUAUAUACAAAUUUUUUACAACCCCUUAAAAAUGUAAGCAAAUGUGAAUUUCACAACAUGGAUAUAUCGAAAAACAUAAAAUUCGCGGAUAUCUGCUCAAUGCUCGAUAAAGUGAAAAAUGCUAAAAAUCAAGCUUCAAAAGAAAAGAUACUGCGUCGCUAUUAUGAGUCAUUUCAAAAGUUUCGACAAAUAUUUCGCAAAGAACAAGGAGUUCCGCCUGAGUGUCCCGAGGAGGGUAGCUCCAGUUUUUUCAGCGUGCUAAGAUGCCUGAUACCACGGGACGACAUGUCGCGAAAAGCUUAUGGGUUGCAAAUAACAACGCUCGGUAACGUGUACAUCGAUGUGUUGCAACUUCCAAAGGAUUCCAAUGAUGUGCAGCGCUUACAAGCGCGCACCUAUAAUGGACCUCAAGGAGACUAUGCCGAUAUCGUCUAUGCAGUGCUGAUGCCUCGUUGUAGACAUGAACCUAGUGAACUAUCCCUGUAUGAAGUGCAUCAAAUGUUGGACACUAUUGCAGAGGACGAUCGACAAGACACAAAAAAGGUGCUAACUCGCUUGGCUGAAAUAGCUUCAGCUCAAGAGCAAAUGUGGUUUAUACGGCUUUUGUUAAAGAACAUGCAUCUCGGCAUCGGCGAGCAACGUAUUUUCGGGCUCAUGCAUCCGCAAGCCAGAGAUUUGAAUAGACGUUGCUCAAAUUUGAAACGGGUUUGUUGUUUGCUUGCAGACAAUAAAAUAAGCACCGAAUAUAUGUCAGCGCAAGAGGCUCCAGGCGAGCAGAACCGGAACGUCGGUACUUUUAAUCUGAACAAAAUUGUACAACCUUUUCAGCACAUACAAGCAAUGCUGUGUGAAAUAUUUCGAGGCAGUAUUGAACAAUUAAUGGCUGAGGACGUACUUUAUUUAGAAACAAAAAUGGAUGGCGAACGUUUUCAGUUGCACUGUGCUAACGAACGGUUCAAAUAUAUAUCGCGCAAUGGAAUUGAUUACACCCAUAGCUUCGGCGAAAAUUAUAAGAGCGGACCACUGACUCCUUUACUUGAAUCGCUCUUACCGGGAGACUUACAAUCCAUAAUACUCGACGGCGAAAUGAUGGUUUAUGAUAUGCAGCAAAAAUGUUAUCGUGACAAAGGGGAAAAUACGGAUGUGAAGCAUUUGGGCAAUAGAAAGAAUUGGCGACCUUGCUUUGUGGUCUACGAUGUGUUAUAUUUUAAUGGCAAUAGUUUUCUGGAGAUGCCAUACGCGCAGCGUUGUCAAAAGGUUGUCGAGCUUAUUCGGGGAGAAGAGCCUGGCAUAUUGCAAAUAAUGCGACCAAUUAAGAUAACCGAAGUAGAGCAGUUCCAGCAGCUCUUCCAGAAAGCUUUGGAUUCAAAACAGGAGGGAGUAGUUUUGAAGAAGCAAAAUUCCACCUAUAAACCGGGUAUGCGGGUUGGAGGUGGGUGGUACAAAAUAAAGGCAGAUUACAUUGCGGGCCUGACAACCGAAUUCGAUUUACUCGUUAUUGGUGGUUUUUACAAUCGAACGCGUACAUUUAUCCAAUCAUUUUUGCUAGGCGUUCUCAAGUACACUUCGGAUACCCAAUAUGCCGUAUACAGUGUUGGUAAAGUUGAUAACAGAACGCGUCAGAGUAAACGACUAAAUGAUGCACUAAAACAACAUUGGCAAGAUAGCAAAAUGGAACCGCCUCCCGAUUGGUAUCAUUAUAAAGCCACGAGCCCCGAAGGCAGACCUGAUGUGUGGAUUGAACCAAGCAAAUCGGUAAUAUUGCAAAUUAGAGCAACCGACUUGUCCCCUUCCUCAGCCUUUGCACUAGCUAAGUCUUUGCAUUUUCCGCGCAUAGAAAUGUGGCGCAACGACAAACUGUGGAAGGAGUCUCUUUCAAUUCACGAUUAUAUGGAAAUGAUUCAGGGAGAAAGGGGUAUAAAAAAAAUACACAAGCGAGAAGUUGAACUGGGAGAUUUAACAGGACCCCAAAAGAAACGCAAGUUAACGUUGGCCGAGCGCCGUAAAUUGGGCAUAUUAUCCUAUGAAAAGCGCUUCAAUCCAGAUGAGAUAGAGCAAUGUUCAAAUCUGUUUGAAGGAUUCUCAUUUUGCAUACUGAGCGCAAGUUUGAAAAACGGCUACACGCCAGAGGAUCUAAAAGCUAUUGUAGUCAGCAAUGGCGGUGAAGUAGUGGAGAAUCCUAUACAGGACCCUAAAUGCAUAUCAGUAGCGGGUGAUAAAACAUUUCGAGUUGAAACUUUAUGUAAGUCGCGUCGUUAUAAUAUUGCAAAAUUGAAAUGGUUAGUGGAUACUUGUAAGAGACAGGAAUUGCAAUUAACUCCAACCGAUAUGGUUUGCAUAACACAUGAGUUGGAAGCUGAAUUUUCACAAAUAUUUGAUAAAUAUGGCGAUCCAUUUACGGAAUGUACAGAUGUUGAACAGUUGAUGAAAGUGUUAGAUGGCAUACAAGAUGAAGAUCUUGUAACUAUGGAUUCUUCAAAAUCAAAGAUUGCUAAACUUGAAACGAUUUUGUACGACGACACUACGGACUUCUUUAGCAAUUGUUGUGGUACCUUUUAUAGUAUAGAUCAGAAUACACAAUUGGCAAAAUUAAUUUACCAGUAUUUGGGUGGCCAGUGUUUCGACGAUUUAAAUGACGAUAACAUUCAAACUAUUAAAUAUGUUUUCAUCAACUCUAAUUUGAUUGAUAAAACUAAAUUGAAGGCGUGGAUUUUAAAGCGUUUCAAGAAGCGCUUAGGAAAUUUGCAUGUUGUAAACAUUGCUUGGAUACUACAUUCACAUCGCGCUAAGAGGAAACUAGAUGUAUACGAAUAUAUGUGGAAGGAAUUUUAGUAAUACAUAUGUAUGUAAUUGUGAUUAAUUUUUUAUUUUUUCGUAUAUAUUUUUGUAAAUUGUAUGUUUUCUAUUGUAAUUUGUUUUGUUUAUGUAAUAUACUAUUAGGUAACAUAAAA
Molecule: messenger RNA, 3021 nt
Organism: Rhagoletis zephyria (snowberry fruit fly)
Lineage: Eukaryota; Metazoa; Arthropoda; Insecta; Diptera; Tephritidae
Gene: DNAlig4
Product: DNA ligase 4
Biological process (GO): double-strand break repair via nonhomologous end joining; DNA biosynthetic process; nucleotide-excision repair, DNA gap filling
Cellular component (GO): DNA ligase IV complex; DNA-dependent protein kinase-DNA ligase 4 complex
Molecular function (GO): DNA ligase (ATP) activity; ATP binding; DNA binding
Source: RefSeq, a predicted model, not a curated record